Ceutorhynchus assimilis (cabbage seed weevil) is the source of this 2054-nucleotide messenger RNA. The record is from the annotation of a GenBank genome assembly. NCBI's taxonomy places the organism in Eukaryota, Metazoa, Arthropoda, Insecta, Coleoptera, Curculionidae.
AGUCUCAGCUGGUUUGGCUGCCAGUGUCAGUGCAGUUCAGUGUCAUAAAUCUUUAGAGGACGAUUUCAUAAUCAAUUAAAUUGGUGAUAUUUGAUUAACUAUCUAUUUGAGUAUCUAUUUUUUGACUGGACCGAAUAAUUUAACAACAUUUCCUGAUUCUGUGAUUCCCAAAUUAUAAUUUAGAAUGGCUACUUUACUGAGGACCGUCGCUAUUACUGAAAAUGUGAUAAAAUCCACCCCAAAGAUUUUAGGAUCUGUGGCUAAUAGUAGAUGGAAUCCGCAGCACCAACAGAAAAGGAACCUGAACGUACACGAGCACAUAAGUUAUACUUUACUGAAGGAUGCAGGAAUCGACGUGCCCAACUUUGGCGUCGCCAAAACCAAGGCGGAAGCCAAGAAGAUUGCGCAAACAUUGAACACCAAAGAUUUGGUGCUCAAAGCUCAAGUUCUUGCUGGCGGACGAGGAAAAGGGUCUUUUAAAAAUGGACUUAAGGGCGGUGUCAGGAUGGUUUACUCACCUGAUGAAGCUGAAGAUAUCUCCGGACAAAUGCUCAACCAAUACCUGGUAACGAAACAAACCGGCGAAAAAGGCAGAAUUUGUAACGCUGUAAUGGUAGCCGAACGUAAAUUCCCCAGGAAGGAGUUCUACUUUGCUGUUAUGAUGGAGAGGGCAUUCGCAGGUCCAGUCAUCAUCGCUUCAUCUCAAGGCGGUGUCAAUAUUGAAGAGGUAGCAGCUGAAAACCCAACUGCCAUCCUCUACGAACCAGUAGACGUAAUGAAAGGCUUGACCAAAGAACAAGCGGAAAAAGUUGCGGUCAAAGUAGGACUGGAAUCGCAAAAGGAGAAAACGGCUCAGAUGCUUUUGAAAAUGUACGAGUUGUUUGUCAAGAAAGACGCGCUUUUAAUUGAAAUUAAUCCUUAUGCCGAGGAUGCUGGAGAAAAAUAUUUUUCACUUGAUGCUAAAUUCCGAUUCGACGACAACGCUCAAUUCAGACAAAAGGAACUUUUCGCUCUAAGAGAUUGGACACAGGAAGAUGAGAAGGAAGUAGCUGCUUCCAAAUUUGAUCUAAACUACAUUGCUUUGGACGGUAAUAUUGGGUGCAUGGUAAACGGCGCCGGUUUGGCCAUGGCCACCAUGGACAUAAUUUCUUUACACGGAGGAUCGCCAGCUAACUUUUUAGAUGUUGGAGGUGGUGCCACAGCGCAGGCUGUUAAGGAGGCUUUCAAAAUUAUAACUGCCGAUCCCAAGGUCCACGCAAUUCUGGUCAACAUUUUCGGUGGAAUCAUGAGGUGCGACGUGAUCGCCGAAGGCAUCAUCGCUGCCGCUAAAGAACUCAGUCUCAAAAUGCCAAUAGUUUGUCGGCUACAAGGCACCAAUGUUGACGACGCGAAAGUUUUGAUCGCCAGUUCGGGAUUGAAGAUUUUGCCGGUAGACAACCUGGACGAAGCAGCCAGGUUAGCGGUUAAAUUGUCGAAUAUCGUCAGUUUGGCGCGCGACGCCAAGUUAGACAUCAAUUUCGAAAUGCCCUUGUAAACCAAACGCCAAAGGAAUAGUAUAUUUAAUGCCUAUUUAUUUGCGAGUAUUUCUAAUAUAAAUUCAAGCCCCAAUUUUUUCUGGGAGGCUGCCAAUGGUAUUAUAAUAAUGUAAUUUCACCAAACACUAAUUAAUAAUUGUAUUUUAGGGCUUUUUAUUCACAAAAUCAAUUUAAUUAUUUGGCGUAAGGUAAGGUAUUUUGUGAUCGGUAUGAAAGUAGCUUCACUAAUCGCAAAUUGCAGGUUUCCAAUCUCCUAAAUUGUUAAGUAGACAAUUAUUAUUGAACAAAGUACUUUUUCUGUCUAAAAUAGCGAAUUUUUUUUUAACGGGAUCUAAAUUUAUAGUUGUAAAUGUUAUUAUUAUUGUAUAUUGUAUAAAUUUUUGUCAAACAAUUAUUCUUUAUUUUUUAACAUUACAUUACAUUUUUAAUUAGGAGCCAAUAAUAUUUAAAACUCAUGUAUUUGACUCCUGUAUAUACAUACAUUUGUUAUUUAUAAAUAAAUAUUUAUUUGUUGCUGUC